This is a messenger RNA of Telopea speciosissima, 1317 nucleotides long. RefSeq lists its product as uncharacterized. Lineage: Eukaryota; Viridiplantae; Streptophyta; Magnoliopsida; Proteales; Proteaceae. The record is from RefSeq and is a predicted model, not a curated record. Bases 1 to 840 code for a protein of 279 amino acids. The transcript is spliced from 6 exons.
AUGAUCACGUUCGUAAACACAUGCGCAAGUGAGAACCUACGAUGCAUUGCGGUAAUCGGGCAACAUUUACUUUUUUCUUUUUUAGGCCUUUCAGAACAACAUGAAGAGGAAUUCUAUGUUGUUAGCAGUGGUAAUACUCUCAAAGGCUUGGGAGCAAAAUGCCAGAUCAGCUUGCCAGUGCACUUGCAUCUUCGGUUGCUGCUGCUUACAGCCGUUUUGCAAUUGCAUCCACUAGUAGUUCAGAAGGAUAUUGGAGAAAAUGUAGAACUUCAUUCCGAUAAUUCUGGAUUGAUAGUACAUGAACCUGAUCCUGAUGAUUUGGAACUGAAGGAAAGUAUGCAAGUUGACAAUCCAAACGAAGCAGACCCUAAUUUUGAGCCUGAUCCUGAUGAUCGUGAAGUGGUACAGUAUGCACUUAACUUAGGAACCGAUGAAAAGUUUGUGGGCUCUAAUAGCUAUGAAGAAUCUGAUCCUGAUGAUUCGGUCCAACUGAGGAAAACUGCUGAGGAACCUGACCCUGAUGCUUCAGGAGCCUGUUUGGAACAUAGAAGCAGAAGUGAACUCGAUGACCCUCUAGGCAAUGGAAUUAUGCAGUUUGAGCCUGAUCCUGAUGACAAUGUGGAGAACUCCAUGGGAAGUUCUAGAAUGCAAGUUGAUGAACCAAGUCCUGAUGAUCAAGAGCUGCAGAGAAUCCAAGACCCUGUUUCUGUUGUUUGUGCCCGUCUUCAGAAAUCCAUACAGAUGCUGCGAUCUGAAGUUAACUCCACAGAGGCUACUUCUGUCCUCCAGACUCUGUUCAAGAUCAUUAAGAAUGUGAUUGAGAACACCCAGAUGAGAUGAAAUUUAGGAGGCUACGGAAGGCCAAUCCCCUUUUCCAAUGAAAUGUUGCAAAUUAUAAAGCUGCUAUGGAGGUUCUUUUCCUGGUGGGUUUCAUCGAGGAUGUUGUGUCAGACGAAGUCGGGACAGCAAAGACUUUUGUAGUGUUGAAGAGGAAUGAUCCUGGCUUACUGUGGCUUGCCAAGUCAUCUUUAGAGAGAUGUGUAUUGGUUGCUAGUGUAGGAAUUAAGAAAAUUGGGACCUUAGGCUAAAGAUGGCUGCUUUCUCAUUAUCAUUCUCUCGUCUGUGUGCAUGCGUGCGUUAGUAUAUGCUUGGAGCCUUGAAUUGAAAAUCUAAAUAAUAAAUGCGACAGAGAAAAAGAGUGGAAGGUAAAAGACUGUGUCAAUGGAUUGUAAGAACAUGAAGCGAUUUAUUGAGGAUUGUAAGUCGUCUUUGACUGUAAAUGAAAAUUACUUGUAAAUAAAUGGGAUUAUUCUGUUA